This is a messenger RNA of Lolium perenne, 581 nucleotides long. RefSeq lists its product as uncharacterized. The record is from RefSeq and is a predicted model, not a curated record. Lineage: Eukaryota; Viridiplantae; Streptophyta; Magnoliopsida; Poales; Poaceae.
AGCGGCUGCAUAAACUGCCAACGCAUAUGCGGAAUUUGCAUCAGUGGUACCUUGAUGCGUGCAAGGAGAACACAAGUUACAUCGUGGCGGAUAUCCCAGAAGAUUAUUACUUCCGAAAGGAGGAGAUCCAUAUUGAGAUGAAUGAACUCUGGCAGUUAUUCAAUUUAGACGCCCUCGACAAAUCUCUCAUGAGUUGCUACUGCUUACUGAAGAUCAUUGAAUGCAGAAGUAAUAAGAUGUUCAAUGUUGGGUUUGUUGACCCAGAUAAAGUACAUCAUGACACGGUAAAGAAUAAUGUCGAAGAAACGGGGGGAAACCUACUAAGGUUUAUAGGGGAGCAAAGCUUCUGUGAUUCAAUACUGUUUCCUUACAACUACAGUUUCCACUGGAUUCUGCUAAAUAUUCAAGUUGAUAAGGGAAUAGUUGAAGUAAGGGACCCAUUGAGUAGAGGCCUGGACGGGUUCCGCGACUUGCAGAAGAUUCUCCAGACGUAAUUUCAAUCAUUGCCGCGCUAUAUCUUUCGUGAGAUAUCAAUUAAUUAUCCACUCAUUCAAUCAUUCUUUUGCCUGGCAGGUGUUGGA